ACACCAAAAUUUUAUACUUCUUUCUCCCUCCAUUACUUCACUCUAGUUUCGUUCUAAGUAUGCUCAGUGGUUGCGGCUAAGUCCGAUCUUCCGCAUCAGAAAGAAUUACUAGAGUUUUUGUUUUGUCGAUACUCUUGCUAGCUUUUCGGCAAAAAAUGGACGAAAAGGCUCUGAGAGUGCGUAAAUUUAUUUUAUUCUUUUGUGAUUUUUUUUACAUGUGUGCUAAAAUAUAAAUUGAUUUGAUUUCAUAUUUUUUAUAGAUGGGUGCUGAGAUAUACGACCCUCGAUUGUAUAUCGAUCCUGGCCCAAGGGAUCGAAGGUAGUUAACCGUGCAAGAUCAACAUCGUUUCCGUGCAAUUUGGAACAAUAAUCCGGUAAACACUAAAAUUAUUUCAUUAGUUUUAAAGUUUUUAUAUUGCUUUCUAUUAUUGAUUGACAACAUUGUGUUUUUUGUUUUGUAGGAAUCACUUAUUCCCAUCAGUCAUCGAGGGACAUGUCGAUUGCCCCGUUGGCAUGCUUGACUGGCGCCCUAUCUAGAGAGGACGGGAUUGCACAUGCUGAGGCUAGGGAUGGCAACAAAACCCGAACCCACGGGUACCCACCCGACCCAACCCGGUCAACGCGGGUAAACCUCAUGUUGACGGGUUUUGGGCCGGGUUCGGGUUUAAACCCGCUACACUAUUCACCGGGUCGAAUUGGGUUUGGGUUUAGGUAAACCCGCCCCAUAGGUACCCGCUCACACACAUAUAAUUACUUUCCCGGUAUAUUUAAUAUUCUAAAUAAUAUAUCUUCCUUAAAUAACUAAUAUUCUUUAUGUUUGUGGAGACAUGUAUAAUUUGUUCUUUCUAAUUGUUUAGAAUGAAGUUGAUAUUAUGAAGUGGAGAGUGAAGAAAUUUAGUUGACGAGGAGAAACUUUCAAUUAAUCUUAUUAUUUAUAGAUGUUUAUCUUUAAUUUUGAACAAUUUGUAUUGAUCAUUUGCGGUUUGCUUGUAUGCUCUAAUUGGUAUUUUUGUAUGAGAAAAUUGAUGUCAAACUUUAUUUUGAAAGAAACUUGUUAUUGUAAAAUUUUUACCACAAAAACCCAAGGGUACCCAUGAACCCGCGGAUACCCAGCGGGUUGGGUUGGGUUUGAGUUUUUCAAACCCAACAGGUUUUACCCCGGGUUUUUUUGGCGGAUAAAUCCAUGGAUUUGGGUUUGGGUUUGACAAAACCCGCCCCAAUCCGACCCAUUGCCAUCCCUAGCCGAGGCACUUCAUGAGGCUUGAUAUUGACAACGAUUUGCUGACGACAAUGGCAGAGCGAUGGCGCCCCGAGCUGCAUACCUUCCACUUUCCCGAGGGUGAAAUGACGAUCACCCUCAAAGAUGUUGCCAUCCUCACCGGGCUCCCGAUCACCGGAGAUGCCAUCAUCGACAACUCGAGAAAACCGGAAGAUGGUUGGGGGCCGUUGAUUCAAGAGCGUUUGGGGUUCAACAUGCCGACCACCACGCCCGUCGAAGGGGUUGGGCAUCCACCACUGGAUGCGCGGCAAGUAUCGAUCCCGUGGCUUGUUGAACACAUCCAGGACGAGGUUAAUAUAGGCCCGGACACUCCUGAAGAUCAGGUGGAGCGGUAUGCACGUGUCUACCUAAUUGGCUUGGUUGGUGGGUUUCUGUUACCCGACAAGGCAAACCGGUGGAUACGAGGCAUGUGGUUACAUAUGCUUCUCGGUGACUGGGACGAGAUCGGGAAAAAAAGUUGGGGGUCGGCUGUCUUGGCUGGGAUCUAUCGAGAGUUGUGUACUUGCUCGAGGUUGGAUAGCGGUAAGCAAUUUGACCAACUCUCCUUUGUCCGCCCGUACAAGUCCUUUCUGCACAAAUGUCAUGGAGUUCUUGCCACGAGAAUCUCGACUCAAUUUUUAGCAUAGUGGAUUCGCCAUUUUCAUAGUCGAUCCCAAUGUUCGAGUUUGUCACCCGACCAUUCCACCGAAUAAUAAGUCGAAACUUCUUAAAUUUACCCAUGUCUUCAAUUUAUAAUAAUUAAGUAUAGUAUAUAAUUAGUACAUUAGGGAUACAAAAACAAUAUCAUCCCAACCCAUAAACAAACGCAACUAAUUGAUCUAUCAUGAGAAAACUAAACAAAUUCAUCUAAAUUCAUAACUAACUAACUAACUAACAUCUAUCAUAUCAUAAUUAAUCUAAAUAUAUCAUAACAUAUUUUCCAAUAACCGCAAUUCACUAAAUACAUACAUAUAAUUACUAACACAUCAACAUGUAAACAAUACAUAAUUAUAACAUACAGAAUCCCGAUCUAUCAUGAGAAAACUAAACAAAUUCAUCUAAAUUCAUAACUAACUAACUACAUCUAUCAUAUCAUAAUUAAUCUAAAUAUAUCAUAACAUAUUUUCCAAUAACCGCAAUUCACUAAAUACAGACAUAUAAUUACUAACACAUCAACAUGUAAACAAUACAUAAUUAUAACAUACCGAAUCCCGAUCUAUCAUGAGAAAACUAAGCAAAUUCAUCUAAAUUCAUAACUAACUAACUAACAUCUAUCAUAUCAUAAUUAAUCUAAAUAUAUCAUAACAUAUUUUCCAAUAACCUCAAUUCACUAAAUACAGACAUAUAAUUACUAACACAUCAAUAUGUAAACAAUACAUAAUUAUAACAUACCGAAUCCCGAUCUAUCAUGAGAAAACUAAACAAAUUCAUCUAAAUUCAUAACUAACUUACUAACAUCUAUCAUAUCAUAAUUAAUCUAAAUAUAUCAUAACAUAUUUUCCAAUAACCGCAAUUCACUAAAUACAGACAUAUAAUUACUAACACAUCAACAUGUAAACAAUACUUAAUUAUAACAUACCGAAUCCCGAUGAGUUUCUUGAGCAGUAAGUCAACUCCAAACCAGCUGAGAACACGACAAAAAAAACACUAAUUUUUGUACUAAUUUGCUGUAAGGCAGCAGGAGGGAAGUGGGGGUCAGAAUUUAUAGGGAAAAAUGCCAGCUAAUCACCGCAGUGGACAAUUGCGGUGAACACAUCACCGCUUUUGUCCAAAGCGGUGAUAACUAGGUCGUUGUGACCUAAUUUUCCACCUACCAGGGCUCUAAAACGCGGUCAAUUAUCACCGUUUUGGUCGACGGCGAUGAUGUGAUCACCAUUUCGCACAACAGCGGUGAGGCAAUCACCGUUUUGGACAGCAGCGGUGAUUACUUCCCCGUUGUUGUCGAAAGCGGUAAUGUGUUCCCCGUUGUUGUCAAAGACAGUGAUGUUGAAACUGCUGUACUUUGGGAAAUAAGUUUAUAAGUACCGUAUUUAGGGAAUUUUUUGUAAUAAUUAGAGUAUUCUGGGAUUUUUUUCCGGAAUCCACCCGGUUCCUCUAUUUGGGCUGAAGGGGGAUUCUCUUCGCGAAAGCUUCUGGCGGCGCUGAAAAACAAAGGAAACCAAAUCGGGCAGUCUUGCAGCGAACAGGUUUGGCGCCGCGCCGGCGGGCGGCAGGAAGCGGCAUCUGGGAGCAGGGGCGGACCCAGGGGGUUUUAGGGGUGUCCCCGGACACCCCUAAAUUUCGGGAAAAUGAUUAUCCAACCCCCGGUGGUAAUUUACGUAUAGACAAAAAAAUAUAAUUGAUAGUGAGGGACACCCCUGAAAUUUGAAAAAAAUGAUUAUCCUACUGUCAUUUGUGUAUAAAAAUAUAAAUAGUAGGUUGGGUAAUUCAAAUCUGGAACACUAUUAUUAUUAAUAAACUUAAUUUCCGUUG
This is a messenger RNA of Linum trigynum, 3730 nucleotides long. The record is from the annotation of a GenBank genome assembly. Lineage: Eukaryota; Viridiplantae; Streptophyta; Magnoliopsida; Malpighiales; Linaceae.